Exophiala xenobiotica is the source of this 2629-nucleotide messenger RNA. RefSeq names its product UV damage endonuclease UvdE. The coding region runs from base 109 to 2490 and encodes 793 amino acids. The transcript has a single exon. NCBI's taxonomy places the organism in Eukaryota, Fungi, Ascomycota, Eurotiomycetes, Chaetothyriales, Herpotrichiellaceae. Gene Ontology annotation, biological process: response to UV; mitochondrial DNA repair; nucleotide-excision repair. Gene Ontology annotation, molecular function: endonuclease activity. The record is from RefSeq and is a predicted model, not a curated record. Gene Ontology annotation, cellular component: nucleus; mitochondrion.
CGUUGAAAUGCAAAAUUCCACAGCAGCCUUGAAAAUGAACUUGUCUGAGCCUCCUUGUAAGUACCAGUGUCCAGGGCUGCUCCUGGAAAAUCUGAAAACCGACUUCGGAUGAUCAGUUCUCCUGUGAGAUUGGGAUCAGUGCUACCAUUGAGACCGAAUGUAUUGAGUCUUACCCCUAGACCUCGUCUUACGCCGCCAUCACGGGCCCUUUCGUUGUCAUUGACCGCAAUGGCUAAACGGAAGAGGUCUUCCCUUCCUGAUGCUGACACCACUGUCUUUACGCCAAAGACAUUGCCAGUCAAUGUCGCCUCUGUGGCCUCGAACAUGAUGCCUCCCAAACCAGUCCGACGGACUAGCUCACGAAGAGCUUCCACCCAAGUUCCUCCUGCCGAUAUCGAUACAAAUCCGUUAACGAAUGACAAGAUCAAGGAUGGGAAAGACGCUCUUCGAGCAUCACCAGAUGCCGAGGAGCCAAGUGCAAGAAGGAAGAAGAGAAAGACCACGGCAACAAAAGGGAAAAAGGAGGCUGAAGCCGUCGGAGGGGAUGCAGAAGUUGAACAACCUGCAAGGCCUGCAAAAACUGCAACGCCUACCAAGAAAGCUGCGAAACAGGAUGAUGUGGACCGUGGAGAUCCAGAAGCAGAGGGCGAAGAAGAUGCAGAUCCUGAAGAGAUCAAGGAAGCAUUAUCACGACGACCACCAGUCAACAGUUCCUACCUACCCCUACCGUGGAAGGGACGUAUAGGCUACGCCUGUCUCAAUACCUACCUUCGAUCCUCAAAUCCGCCGGUUUUCUCCUCGCGAACAUGCCGCAUUGCAUCCAUUCUUGAACACCGUCAUCCUCUGAAAGACCCGACGCAGCCUGAGCACGCGACCAAGAAUCGCCCAGACAAAGACCGGCCCGCAGACAUAGCCCGAGGCCAAGCAUACGUGGAAGCGCUCGGUCUGGCCAAUGCUCGAGACAUACCUAAGAUGCUGCGAUGGAACGAUAGGUACGGCAUAAAGUUCAUGCGUCUGUCGUCGGAAAUGUUCCCCUUUGCAAGUCACGAUGUAUAUGGGUACAAGCUUGCUCCAUUUGCAUCAGAGACAUUGGCAGAAGCAGGAAGUGUUGCAGCUGAACUCAGCCACCGCCUGACGACCCAUCCUGGGCAAUUCACUCAGCUUGGCUCACCUCGCGGAGAGGUUAUCACCGCUUCGAUCCGCGACCUUGAGUACCAUUGUGAAUUGCUUGACCUCCUAAAGCUCCCUGAACAGCAAGAUCGCGAUGCCGUGAUGAUCUUACACAUGGGUGGCGUGUUUGGGGACAAGGCUGCCACCCUCGAACGAUUCAAGGAGAACUACCAGAAGCUUCCUCAAAAGAUCAAAGAUCGCCUUGUCCUCGAAAACGAUGAUGUGUGCUACGGUGUCCACGACCUUCUCCCUGUGUGCGAAGAGCUCAACAUUCCGCUGGUCCUCGACUACCAUCACCAUAACAUUGUCUUCGACGCCGACAAAAUCCGCGAAGGAACUUUGGACAUCAUGAAUCUGUAUCCCCGCAUCAAGGCCACUUGGACCAGAAAAGGAAUCACGCAGAAGAUGCAUUACUCUGAGCCGACGCCAUCAGCCAUCACCGCGCGACAACGACGCAAACAUAAUCCGCGUGUAGCAACUCUACCUCCCUGCGCGGCAGAUAUGGACCUGAUGAUCGAAGCCAAGGACAAAGAGCAAGCUGUCUUCGAGCUCAUGCGGACAUUCAAGCUCCCCGGCUUCGACACGUUCAACGACAUUGUUCCACACGUUCGCAAUGACGAGAACAAGCCAUGGAAAGCACCGAAGAAGCCCAAAAAGAUGCCAAAGAAGAAAAAGUCCAAGGCCGCGGAGGAGGAAGCGGAGGACGAGCUUGAAGACGCUGAGCCUGAAGCGCAACCACCUCCAGUCAUUCCAGACGAGGAAGUCGGCAUGGGCGGGCCUGAAGGCCGCGUCUACUGGCCUCUAGGCAUGGAGGAAUGGCUGCGUCCAAAGAAGCGGGAAGUCAAGCCACGAGACCCGGAGAAGGCUAAGACGACCGCCGAGCGUGCCGCAGCGCGUAGGGCGGAGAAGGCAGCAUGGCAGGCUGCUCAAGAAGCCGGCAACGCCGUCGCUCUCACUGACACCCCAGCCAGUGCAUCUGCAUUUGCAUCGGAGAUUGUAGACGGCAACCCCAGUCUCGACCUCGAGAAGACCCAGUCUGUGUACAGUGUGGCGAAGAACAAGAAACCCGCCCGAGCGCCUCGGUCUGGAGGGAAGGAAAAAAGCGCAAAGUCAGUGCCUACGCCGAGCGAGAGCGAGCUCUCUGAAUUGAGUGACGAGGGCACCGAGCAGGAUGUCGACAUGUCUGAUCUGACUGAUGCUGAGGAGAUUGCGGCUCCAGUGGCCAAGGGCAAGAGAAAAGCGCCAACGCGGGCAACAAAUGGGCGGAGUGUGAAGCGAAAGGCUGUCAACUAUGCUGAGGGCGACGAGGACUGGGAUUAAGUGAAAGUAGAAGUUAUCGUGCACAUUGAAGAUACACUUGUCGUGCUCUGGUGGUACCAGCACCAGCAACUUUUGGACUGCUGACGACACCCUACCGUCUGCGUCAAUGGCCACUCCAUCAUCCUACAUCUCAGUUCCG